AAAAUGUUUCCUACAAAUCAUAAAACUAUUUUCGUACUCGAUCAUACACCAUACUUUGGUAUAUCAUCGGAUAAUCCAAUAGACUUCGAUGUCUCUAAAAGCCGGGGCCCUGGCUAUGUCCCUUUACCGCCAGUUUGCAAGUCGCUAUGGACUUGCAGUGUGGAAGCUGCAGUUGAAUACUGCCGAAUAGUAUGGGAUCUAUUUCCUGAAGGCAAACUGGUCCGAUUUGUUGUCAGUGAUUCUGCAGCACACAUCCUUAAUACUUGGGUUGCAGCACAACAGAACUUAACCCAUAUCCUUAACGGCUUGUGCCUUGUUGGCGCGGUGCGGCGUGGUGCUGGAGGUGACGUCGUGGGGCUCUGUGCCGCCAUUGAAGCCCUAAGUCAGCCAUCACCCACACAAUCUGCCAGGCCUAACUCAGAAGCACUUUUUCAAAACAGGGGUCGAAUAAUCUGCAUAACAAGUGCACGAGAUGAUGACUCUAUAAGGAGUCUGGCAGAGAUAGCGUUGAAUGCUCUUAUCCAGCAGAACAAGAAAGCUUCCAGUGAACCUAGUACAUCUGAGUCGACGAGCACUGCUCAGCCACAGGCCUACCCUAUCCAAUAUUGCCAUUUAGUAAUAAUAAACGUUACUCCAGAGAAAGCGGAAAUCAGAGUGAAUAAUCAACCAUUAACAGAGAUGGGGAACGGCCUGAUGGGCGUCGAAGUGAUAGUGUCCAGGGCAAGCGCGCUGGCAGCACUGCUCGGGCGUCUAGUGUUGCCACAUUACAAGCUGGUGACCACCACUGUCACUGGGAUACCGAUGAAGGAAGAGCAAAACGCGAGCUCCAGCGCGAACUACGACGUAGAGAUUAUUCACUCGGCCGAGGCCCACGCCGGACUCCGGGCGGCGCAGACGGCUGCGGAGGCCACGGAAUCUGUAGUGCUGCGGUGGUGGACGCCGCGCGGCGCGGAGGGCGGCGCGGGCGGCUGCGGCGGGCCGCUGUGGCGCGUCACGCCCGCCGACGUGGCGUCCCGGCCCUCCGCCUGCCUCGUCAACUUCCUGCUCAACGGCCGCUCCGUCACGCUCGAGGUGCCCAGGAAGGGCGGCGGGCGGUCGGCGUCGCACGUGCUGGCGGCGCAGGGCGGCGAGCUGUGGGUGGGCGCGCUGGGCGGGCGCGCGCCCUACGACGAGCCGCCCGCGCUGUCCGAGGGCGCCGGCGGCCGCGUCACCGACUACAGAAUAAAGGAGUUCGGUGCGCUCAUGCAGCAAAACCGGCUGUUCCCGCUGCGCGGCGCCGGCGCCAACGCGCGGGCCAAGGCGCGCCUGCAGCGGCACACCACCUACUGGCCGCUCACCAUCUCCUCCACGCUCGUCUUCAACUUGGGCUCCGUGAUGGAGCCCCUGACCCGUCUGGUGGUGCAGGAGACAUUGACGGAGGACGAGGUGGACACGUGCCGCGGCGUGCUGCUGGCGCUGCUGGGCAUGGAGUCCCGCCACGAGUUCCCCACCGCACAACUACCUUCAAACUUGAGAGGCAAGUCGAGCAGUCGCCGCGAGGAGCAAUGGCGGCAGGUGUGGAGCGAGCUGGAGGCGCUCGUGCGCGCGCACUCCGCCUCGCCCGCGCACCGCGCGCUGCUGCGCACGCUGCUCGAGUGUCGCGCGCACAACCACCAGGACAGUGACAGCCGCGCAUCUGUAAUUCGAGCGACGACGGACUCGCCGCUGUCGCCGACGGGUGCGGGGGCGGGGGCGGGGGGGGCGAGCACGGGGGGCGCGGGGGACGUGUGGGCGGCGCGCGGCGCGCUGGACGCGCUGCUGGCCGCGCCCCGGCCGCCGCGCCGCCCCGACUUCGCGGGCCGCAUGGCGGCCGGCGGACGCCCGGCCGUGCUCUACCAGCAUCUCCAGCAGGAUGUGGAGGCGCAGCAUUAGACGCGUCCUGUCCCCGGUAUUUGUGAGCUCAUUCUUCCAAUUUUAAUCGAUACGGAGGCGAUGCUAAUCGAAGAUGAUAAUUAAUAAUGACUAUUCAAAGGUUCGGUGCGACGUUUCGCGAAUAACCCCGACCCGACCACAUAAUAUUUAUGUGAGAAAACCGACACAAAUAACCACGCAAAACAGGUGAAUGAAUAUGUAUCAUUUUCCUGCGUUCACGUAUCGAAACAGCAAAUACAGAUCUGCCUUAUAAAACGCAACUCAGGGUUCAUCGUAGCUGCCAUUCACCAUGCCCUGCUAUCGGCUGACUUCCUCUCGGUUGACGAAGGAAGAUACUAUUUAUAUCACUUACCGUACCUAACUCUGUUCCGGAAUCGCUAUAUUCCGUGUCCUCUUUUGCAUAAGGUACCAAUUACUAUGAUUAACUUUGACAUAAGAAAAAAAAACCCCACUCUGCUACAGAUGGAGAUUUCCUUGUUUCAUAAAAAACGGUACUUAAAGUGUACUCGGGCAAUUCCAAGGAAAAAUAACACUAAAAUAUUGACGGAAAAUUCCAAAUAGUUACUUAAUUUUAAAUGAUUAUUCAGAUUCGAAAUUACCCGAAUACACCUUAUAUACUUAUUCGCGAAAUAGUAAACUUUCAGAUCGUACAAUCUUAAUACGGCGGCCACGGCCACGGAUUACUGAUUAGAUUAGGGUUCGAACUAAUGUGAUUGUUCGUGUUCAGCGCUUUAACCUUUUGGACGCCAAUGACCGAUAUAUCCGCACCGCAGGUUCAACGCCAAAGACUGAUUAAUCGGUCACAAACCACAGAGCAACAUAGACCUACAUGCAUAAAGUUCAAUUUCAGUUUUGACACUUCGGUGACGUGGCGUCCGCGUGACAGCUUUUGUUUGACAUGGCGUCGAAAAGGUUAAGGGCGUCCGCUAGCUGGCGGGGGCGCACACAUGCGGAUUUCAUUGUAGGUAAAACCACCGUACGCGUCCGCGCCAGUUAGCUCUACUAUUUCUCAUCCGCGUCAGCUAGCGGACGCCCAAAUGUCCGUUUCCAGUGUAAAGGCACGAGACUGUACCACCAUGUAGAUAAUUUGUAUUAUUGGUGAUAAAUCGUAUGCUAAAACUUUGCGACUGGCGUAGAAUUUUGUAUAAAUCGCGCGUGUAAAUAACCUGUGGAACUGUUCGUCGAUUGUGUGGUAAUCAGACAAUGCUAUUGUAAAUUGUAAGGGAAAAAUGUUGAAAAUUAACACAAUGAGUGUAUUGUGAGUGCUUGUUUUAUGUCCGUGUAGGCGUGUAAGUUAGUAAUAAAGAAUUAUAUUUUGCA
Cydia splendana is the source of this 3231-nucleotide messenger RNA. RefSeq names its product protein asunder (gene asun). Gene Ontology annotation, biological process: regulation of mitotic cell cycle; centrosome localization. Gene Ontology annotation, cellular component: integrator complex. The transcript has 13 exons. The record is from RefSeq and is a predicted model, not a curated record. The coding region runs from base 4 to 1911 and encodes 635 amino acids. Lineage: Eukaryota; Metazoa; Arthropoda; Insecta; Lepidoptera; Tortricidae.